AUGAGGAACUCGAGUACAUUCCCCUCUCCGAACGCCUUCGGACUAAAUGUUUGAUCAUCUUCUCGACAACAUUUAAUUUCUAAAAAUCUAGCCGGGAAUAAUGUUUUCCUAUUUUAUUUUUCUGGUCGCCUCCUCAGUUACUUUUCUGUGCACCCACCAAGUGUCCAGUCGAGGUUCUAGCUGCACAGAGUAUCCUGUGUUUACUCCAUCUGCACUGGUAGUGAAGUACGGCGACCCAGCCAAUGUUACAUGUGAUGUAUGUCAGAAGGACUGCAGUGGAGAUGUCUUUGGUUUGGAGCACGCUGUGGGAAAUGUUACAAAAAAUGGAACCACGAUGUUCUGGACAGUUGACAGACUGACUGAAUGGGAAAUAUCUCUACUGUGCUUUUAUACCAGUAAUCAGUGUACUAGCAUUCUGAAUCCAACUCUUUAUCAGCCUCCAGAAAGUGUCUCCAUCAGCUUUGUAAACCACACUGAGAUGAUGUUUGAGAAUCAGCAGUACACCCUGCAGUGUAGCGUACAGAACGUAGCUCCUGUUCAAAACCUCACUGUGACCUUCUACAGAGGAAACACAGCACUGGGUCACCUACAGUCCAGGAGUAAACAAAAGAAACCAGUGAGUGAGACCUUCACUCUGAACAUCACCCCCAGUAGAGAAGAUGAUGGAGCCCAGUACUGGUGUGAAACCAAGCUGGAGCUGGGACCAGCUGGACCACAGCGCCCUCCAGUGGUGACAUCAGAAAAACUCAAUGCUACAGUCUAUUUUACUACCACAACCAGAAAGCCAGAACCUACAACCACCAAAUCAACAACAAGCUCAACCACAACGACAACAGCGACCACGACAGCAGUAAUUGCACAAGCAAUCACUACACCACAGAGCAGCGCCAACAGAAUAUUAACUCACAGCUUCAUGUGUUUAAUGCUUCUGCUCUCUGCUCUCAUCUGAUUUCAUAUCAAAAGAUUGGAUGAGCCUAUUAUAACAAUGAAUGUAAUUAGAUCAUAGCAAAUACUUCAUUCAUUUUCUGUAUAGCUUCUUAGCUUUAAAGGCAGUGAAUGAGCAGUAUUUAAAUGAGUUGUUUUCUAUAUAUGCACACACAUAACGAACUAAGGCGAGUAGUUAGAGUUGCUUUCUUUUAUUUGGACCAUUAGAGUCGUUUACAGCUGUGCUAGAAACACCAACAAGCUGAUGUUUCUCAGCUUGUAGUGUCGCUCUGGGAUGCCAUCCUCAUUUUAAUUCAUUAGAAAUUAAACACCUUCAUUUUUCUAUAAAUAAGAACACGUCCAUUCUGACAGUGUUCACAUUUAUAAUCUAUUUGUUUUACAAACAAAUGAGGAGCAGCAGAAAUACAAGUUCAAUCUCAUAAUUUUGUCUUUAGUUUUCCCUUUGUGCACAUUCUCUCAGUCGACUUUAAUCUCUGGCAUGAUCGCAGGAGAAAAAGUAAUAUUUUACUCUAAGAACAUAGUACAUUUAGAUAUUUAAUCAUAAAUAACACUGCAGGGAAAUGUUUUCAUUUGAGCUGUCGAUGGUCUUUGAUGAGGUCACAGCAUUACCAAAGUUGCAACAAAUCAUUUCUGCCAGAGGAAAGUCGGGAUCAGUCUGUGCAUUAAUCCUGCGAGGAUCAUGAAUGCCAAACUGGUGACCAAACAGUGCGACAUUGGACCCAUAUACCACAGUGCUGAUUUGUAUAUAAAUGCACAUUAUACAUUUUGUUUUGCGUUAAUGCUUUAUUCACUGACAGCCACUAUAACAGAUCUUCCUGUAUAGUGGUCUUAGACACCAGUCUUAGCUUCCUUCUAUAUAAUGAAACAUAUGAUCUAAAAAUGGCUUUAAUCGCAGAAUUCUGUUUUAUGUGUGUAUAUUGAUUUUUCUAUGUAUGUACACCAAAUAUGAACCAAAAUAAAGUUGUUGAUUUUUUUAAUGUAAA
Molecule: messenger RNA, 1928 nt
Organism: Neolamprologus brichardi
Lineage: Eukaryota; Metazoa; Chordata; Actinopteri; Cichliformes; Cichlidae
Product: intercellular adhesion molecule 2-like
Biological process (GO): cell adhesion
Molecular function (GO): integrin binding
Source: RefSeq, a predicted model, not a curated record